AUGCCUAUCCACGAAUUCCAAGUUGUUGGUCGUCACGUUCCAACUGAAAGAGAUGCAAACCCAAAAAUCUACAGAAUGAGACUCUUUGCUCAAACCUCAAUCCACGCUAAGAGCCGUUUCUGGUAUUUCUUAUCAAAGAUUGUUAAGAUGAAGAAAUCCACUGGUGAAAUCCUCAACGUCACUGAAAUCUUUGAAGAUAAACCACAAAAAGUUAAGAACUUUGGUGUAUUCAUCAGAUACAACUCUAGAUCUGGUACCCACAACAUCUACAAGGAAUACAGAGAUCUCACUCGUUGUGGUGCUGUUUCUCAAAUGUACGACGAAAUGGCCUCACGUCACUCUGCUCGUGAAUCAUCCAUCCAUAUCAUUGAUAUCAAGGAAAUCGCCGCCUCAUUAACCAGACGUGCCAACACUAAACAAUUCCACGAUUCAAAGAUUAAAUUCCCAUUAACUCACAGAAUUGCUAAAUCAAAAUCAACCUUUGUUGCCAACAGACCAAAUACCUUCUUCUGUUAA
Messenger RNA from Dictyostelium discoideum AX4, 516 nucleotides. It is a transcript of the gene rpl18a, whose product is annotated as S60 ribosomal protein L18a. The coding region runs from base 1 to 516 and encodes 171 amino acids. Gene Ontology annotation, cellular component: ribosome. Gene Ontology annotation, biological process: translation. NCBI's taxonomy places the organism in Eukaryota, Evosea, Eumycetozoa, Dictyosteliales, Dictyosteliaceae. Gene Ontology annotation, molecular function: structural constituent of ribosome. The transcript has 2 exons. The record is from RefSeq and is a predicted model, not a curated record.